AUGCCACCUUUGUCUGCGUUCCCGCUGCCUCUGCAACCCUUCGACGCUCCCCUUGGGUUUGGCUGGCUAGAACGUGAAUUCUCUACGCUUUCCACUUCCACUGCUUUCGAUACCGGACUAAAUGAGCGUGACAUCUUCUCUGGAAAAAACCGCUGCGUCGUUUGCGGGUACGGUCUCUAUCUUGAGCAUUGUCACAUCAUCCCACAGUCAAAACCAGAGCUGUGGGCAGAGCUUAAAGCCCGCCGUUGGCUUCCUGAGCAGGCCAAACAUCGUGUCCAGCACGAGCCCCGAAAUGGAAUCCUGAUGUGCCCAAACCACCAUAAAAUGUUUGAUUCCCUUGAUGCCUUUAUACGCUUUGACCCUCAGACACGCAAGUUCAUCUUCAUCAACCACUCAAACAGACACGAAGCUCAGGAGCACCAUGGCAAAGCGAUUGCCCUCGAUAUUCAACAUCGCCAUGUGCCAUUUCCGAGCGCAUUCAUCAUCCACGAAGUGCGCGUCCGCGCGGCCUGGCCCUUCCAACCCGAUCCCCACGUUCCUGAUGAAAUUAACUGGCAAGAUUGGAUCACGUCAGAUGGUGUGGUAGACGCAACCGGCAAAUUUAGACAUGAUCCUGAACCCGAUAAGCAUGACGUGCCAUUGCCCUCACCAUCAUCGCCAGUCGAGACACAGGUUCCGUCUCUGGAAGCUGCUGGUACGGGGACAUCCGGAUGGAGACGCCUUGCCCCAGUUGACGAUGAUCUCAUCGCGAAGAUACUCGCAUUUCAGCAUACAAUGCCGUCGUGGAAGGCCUGCGUGAUAGAGGGCACGAGUUGGGAUGGUACAGCAGAGGAAAAUAUGCAGAAGUAUGUGUCGAUCGUCGGUUUAGGAGACAGUGUCUCCGAGACUACGGACGCCCAAGCUCACGAUGCUGGGUCCUUGUGA
This is a messenger RNA of Dichomitus squalens LYAD-421 SS1, 924 nucleotides long. RefSeq lists its product as uncharacterized. Bases 1 to 924 code for a protein of 307 amino acids. The transcript has 3 exons. The record is from RefSeq and is a predicted model, not a curated record. Lineage: Eukaryota; Fungi; Basidiomycota; Agaricomycetes; Polyporales; Polyporaceae.